AUGUUGGGCAUGCCAGUGCUUCUCCACGUCUACGAUUGUGGGCAGGCCUUGACCCAAGUUGGCAUUGGUGGGGCCUACCACGCUUCUGUUGAGGUCAAUGGUUUGGAGUGGGAUGUAGGAGGGUACAACAGGAAUGUCUGGAGCUCCUCUACUUGCUUCGUGAAGGGCACAGGCCUUGCAGAGGACGGCUGCAAGCGUGAGUUGAUCACGCGGCUCGUCCUCGCCACCGCCCCCGACCUCCGCCCAUUGAUUCGAUGGGCUUCGCUGCAGGUCUUCGGCCCAUCGGAGCUCCAGAGGAAGAAGGUCGAAGCGGUCGUCAGUGAUCCUGUCGAGGAGGUCACUUCCAACGCUCCUGGCUGCAAAGGCGAUUGGUCGCAAAAGAUCCCAGUCUUUCCACAAACUCACAGCAUCGUUCCCUUUGCAGUUGCCUUUCUGCCGUUUGCUUUUUCCUUCUCCUUUUGGGGAGAUGCGCCGGUGGUGGCAUCAAAGGUGCGCCGGCGCUUGCAACUGCCAUGGCUGGUAAGAGCCAGAGCCUGCUGGUCCGACGGAGCAGGCGAGUCACUGGCACAUGACUUCGGAGUCUUAGCUGGCAGGCGAUCGGCCACACGGCACUGCUUGGUCGUGUUUGGGCUGGAG
Messenger RNA from Symbiodinium necroappetens, 636 nucleotides. NCBI's taxonomy places the organism in Eukaryota, Dinophyceae, Suessiales, Symbiodiniaceae. The record is from the annotation of a GenBank genome assembly.